Messenger RNA from Auxenochlorella protothecoides, 240 nucleotides. RefSeq lists its product as hypothetical. Lineage: Eukaryota; Viridiplantae; Chlorophyta; Trebouxiophyceae; Chlorellales; Chlorellaceae. Bases 1 to 240 code for a protein of 79 amino acids. The transcript has a single exon. The record is from RefSeq and is a predicted model, not a curated record.
AUGUGGCUGCCUCCUCCCCUCCGCCAAACAAGGAGAUAUUCAGAUGCCUCAUCCCAUCCCGUCACUCUGUUCCCCCUCCCUUUGCACUGCCUUUUGCACCCUGCGCCGACCAGGGCACAUCAAUCCGCUGGAUCCGACACCCGCGAGAGUCUGGACUCUCGAUGCAUCUCACCAAGAUCAGGCUUCGGGGCAGCAGCCCGCUUCACAGGGGCUCCUUGCGACCUGCCCCCGCAACUAUAA